Messenger RNA from Aspergillus tanneri, 990 nucleotides. RefSeq lists its product as uncharacterized. Gene Ontology annotation, biological process: L-valine catabolic process. NCBI's taxonomy places the organism in Eukaryota, Fungi, Ascomycota, Eurotiomycetes, Eurotiales, Aspergillaceae. The record is from RefSeq and is a predicted model, not a curated record. Gene Ontology annotation, cellular component: mitochondrion. The transcript is spliced from 4 exons. Gene Ontology annotation, molecular function: NADP binding; 3-hydroxyisobutyrate dehydrogenase activity; NAD binding. Bases 1 to 990 code for a protein of 329 amino acids.
AUGUCCACAGUGCCUACAACCUAUGGAUUCAUUGGCCUCGGCCAAAUGGGGCAUGGCAUGGCCAAAAACCUUCGUUUGAAGAUUUCCAGCUCGAACAAGCUGUUUAUCUACGAUAUUGAUCCCGCGGCUGUUCAGCGGUUUGUGUCUGAGUUUGGAGAUGGUGGGAAUGUCGUUGCGACUUCUUCUCCUAAGGAGGUUGCGGAGUAUAGUGUACUCUCCCCUUCCAUUUUAUUCUCAUCUGUUUAUCUUUCUGACGUUAUCUUGACCUCCCUACCUCGUGCACCACACGUCGAUCAGGUAUUCAAUAACCCGACCACCGGCCUGUUAGCUGCACCGAAGACAGGAAAAACACUAUUCUUAGAACUCAGCACCAUCGACGCGAAAGUCUCCGGUGACAUCGGUCACAGGGUCAUAGAGGAAGGGUAUGGACAGUUUGUAGAUGCCCCUUGUUCAGGCGGUUCAAUGGGCGCCGAGAAGGGCGUACUCUCAUUCAUGGUCGGUUGCGAUGCAGAGUUAUACCCCCGGGUAUUCGAAAUCCUUCGACAAAUGGGCAAAGAAGACGGGAUAUUCCACUGCGGCGCCUCCGGCACAGGACUGAAGACGAAACUUCUCAACAACUAUCUAUCAUCGAUCACGACGAUCGCAACAGCCGAGACGAUCAAUAUCGGGAUUCGUGGCGGCCUAGACGCGAAGAAACUGAAUGACGUUCUGAACGCCAGCUCGGGCAUGAAUUUCAACUCUAAGGUGAAUAAUCCCGUGCCGGGAUUGACGCCGGGCAGUCCUGCGAGUAAUGGGUAUAUACCCGGUUUCUCGAUUGAGUUGUGCCUGGGGGUUUUGGAAUUGGCUGUCAAGUCGGCGAAUGAGCUGGGGGCGAAGAUGGUGCUUGGGCCACCUAUGUUGGAUGCUUAUAGGGCUGCGGCGAGGGAGGAACGGUUUCAUGGGAAGGAUGCUAAAGUUAUUUAUAGAUGGAUUGAAGGGGAUGGUUUUUGA